AUGGAGAUGCUAAACCAUGUCCUCCUUGCAUUCAUCAUUAGCAGCAUUGCUUUUGCUAUUUUGGUUCCUGCCCAGCUUGAUCAAUCAGGUUUCGUUAGCUUGGAUUGUGGGCUUCCGGAAGAUUCGAACUAUACUGAAGCCACAACAGGCAUCGAUUACGUUUCAGAUGCAGCUUACGUGGAAACUGGCGUAGCUAAGAGUGUCUUACCAGAAUUCCAAACAGGAAUGCAGCGGCAAAUGUGGCAUGUUAGAAGCUUUCCUGAAGGGGACCGAAAUUGCUACAACCUUACCCUCACAAAGGGAGAUCAAUAUUUAAUUGUGGCGAGUUUCAUGUAUGGAAACUACGACGGAUUAAAUGAAGUGCCACAAUGUGAUCUGCAUUUGGGACCCAAUUUGUGGGGUACUGUCACAUUACAAAAUGCUUCCACCGCAAUAACCAUGGAUAUCAUUCAUGUCCUCCAAGCAAAUCAUUUGCAUGUUUGUCUGGUGAACACGGGAAAUGGGAUACCUUUCAUAUCAGCAUUAGAGUUUAGGCUUUUGAAAAAUACAACCUACAGAACUCAAACUGGAUCCCUGGAGCUCUUCACAAGGUAUGAUGUUGGCUCAACAACGGGAUCAACAUUCAGGUUUGAAGAAGAUGCUUAUGAUCGCAUUUGGUGGCCUUAUGAAAGAAAUGAUUGGACACAAAUAAGUACAUCUUCCACAGUUGGUUCUGAAGACGAUAAAUACCAACCACCAUCACUUGCCAUGAGGACUGCAGGCACACCAGUGAACGUUAGCCACUCCUUGGAUUUCUUCAUUGACUCCAGUUCUGUUCCCAACGCUCAGUUUUACCUUUUCAUGCACUUUGCUGAAGUUGAGAAGCUCCUGGCUAAUGAGUCUAGAGCAUUCAACAUCUCUUAUAAUGGCAAGCAUUGGUAUGGACCUCUCAGUCCUGCUUACUUGUCCUCAACCACUCUGUAUACUCAAUCAGCCUUGACUGGUGGACAGUACCAAUUUUCUAUCUACAAAACUGCUGAUUCAACCCAUCCACCAAUCCUUAACGCAAUUGAGAUUUAUAUGGUAAAAGAAUUCUUACAAUCUGAGACAAUCCAAAAAGAAGUUGAAGCAAUCUCAAACAUAAAAUCAAUUUAUGGAUUGAAAAGAAACUGGCAAGGAGAUCCAUGUGCUCCUCAAGCAUACUCUUGGGAGGGACUUAAUUGCAGCUAUGACGGUUACAAUUCACCUACAAUCAUAUCCUUAAACUUAUCCUCGAGCGGAUUGACAGGAGAGAUACCUCCUUACAUAGCCAAUCUCACUCAGUUACAACAUUUGGACUUAUCAAAUAAUAGUUUGACUGGAGCAGUGCCUGAGUUUCUAUCUCACUUGCAAUCCUUGACACUGCUAAACCUUAAAGAUAACAAGCUUAAUGGUACAGUUCCAGCUGGACUUAUUGAAAGGUCAAAGAAUGGCUUACUGUUAAGUGUUGAAGGAAAUUCAAACCUUUGUGCAUCACUUUCAUGUAAGAAGAAGAAGAAGAAGAAAACGGUUGUUGUUCCAAUUGCAGCAUCAGUUGCUUCAUUUGCUGUCCUCGUAAUUGCAUUUGCUACCUUAUGGAGGCUUAAAAGGAGAAAACCACCACUAGGUCCAAAUAUGGAUGAUGAAUACCAAAACUCAGCCCCGUCACCAGAGCCAAAGAAUAGGCAGUUCACGUUUUCUGAGGUGCAGAGAAUGACAAACAACUUUGAAAGAAUUCUUGGGAAAGGAGGAUUUGGAACAGUUUUCCAUGGCUACUUGGAUGACACUCAAGUAGCAGUAAAGAUGCUAUCUCAUUCAUCUGUUCAAGGCAAUAGGCAGUUUCAAGCUGAGGUCGAACUUCUUCUUAGAGUUCAUCAUAGAAACUUGACAAGCCUUAUCGGGUAUUGCAAAGAAGGCACCAACAUGGGCCUAAUAUAUGAGUACAUGGCCAAAGGAAACUUAGCAGAGCAUCUGUCAGAUAGAAGUAAUAGUAUCCUGAGUUGGGAAGGAAGACUCCAAACGGUACUGGAAGCAGCACAAGGAUUGGAGUAUUUGCACAAUGGUUGCCAACCAUCAAUAAUCCACAGAGAUAUGAAAUGCACAAACAUAUUAUUAAAUGAGAACUUACAAGCCAAAUUAGCUGAUUUUGGUCUAUCCAAGACUUUCCCAGUUGAAGGUGGCACUCAUGUAUCGGCAUCCAUUGCUGGUACCCCUGGCUACCUGGACCCCGAGUAUUACACAUCAAACAGGUUAACCAAAAAAAGUGAUGUUUACAGCUUUGGGAUUGUUGUUUUGGAGAUCAUAACAGGUCGACCUGUGAUUUCAGAAAUCAAUAAUGAAAGGACUCACAUAAGUCACUGGGUUAGUUCCAUGCUGUCCAGAGGUGAUAUCAAAAAUAUUGUUGAUCCGAGAUUACAAGGAGAUUUUGAUGUUAAUUCUGUAUGGAAAGCUGUAGAAGUAGCAAUGACUUGUGUGUCUCCAAGUUCCACAAGAAGGCCAACCAUGACUCAGGUAGUGGUGGACUUAAACCAAUGUUUGUCAACCAAGAGAGCCAGGACAAUGAGGGGACAUGAAAAUGAAUCACAAGACUCAAUUGGAAUGAUGACCAAGAAUUUUGGAACCAAACUUAGUCCCUUACCAAGGUGA
Messenger RNA from Theobroma umbraticum, 2643 nucleotides. Its product is annotated as LRR receptor-like serine/threonine-protein kinase IOS1. The record is from RefSeq and is a predicted model, not a curated record. Lineage: Eukaryota; Viridiplantae; Streptophyta; Magnoliopsida; Malvales; Malvaceae. Gene Ontology annotation, molecular function: ATP binding; protein kinase activity; protein binding. Gene Ontology annotation, biological process: protein phosphorylation.